This is a messenger RNA of Arctia plantaginis, 900 nucleotides long. The record is from the annotation of a GenBank genome assembly. NCBI's taxonomy places the organism in Eukaryota, Metazoa, Arthropoda, Insecta, Lepidoptera, Erebidae.
AUGACGGAACGGAAGGUGCAAAGUAACCAUUUCUCUCCGAUACUCAUUGGGGUAUAUUACACAGUCAAUAAUAUCGUGAUACUGGAAUCUCGAUAUUAUCACAAGACCGCAAAUACUGAAGUGGGCUAUUACACUUAUCAAUAUUACCACUUCAGUAGUGCGUUGUAUUUACUGGAAUCUGGUUGUGUUUCUGAAAUCAUGGAUAAUAGGAGAAAGUCAGUUUUAGCAGUAGUACUCGCAUUUGCGUUGAAAAGAAAACGUUGCAGAAAGCGUUGGGUGAAAAAUUGGGUUUUAAAACGAAACCAAUACACUCAUUUGAACAUCACACAAGAAAUGCUCUUGGGCGACGAUUUGAAUGAUUACGCUAUUUAUUUUAGAAUGAGUGAAGACUUGUUUGAGAAGCUUUUAAACUUGGCUUCACCUUAUAUUACUAAACAAGAUACACAUAUGAGACAAGCUAUAUCCCCGAGAGAAAAACUUGCCGUAACAUUGCGGUACAUCGCAACUGGAAGAAGCUUCAGAUGCUUAAAAACGUCCUGUAUUAUCUCUGAAGCUGUUAUAAGUAAAGCCGUCAUUUCCACGUGCAGAGCAAUGAUGUAUGUUCUCAGAGACUAUAUAAAGAUGCCGACCAAUACUGAAGAUUGGAUUGAUAUAGCAAAUGAAUUUGGAAGCCUUUACAAUUUCCCGAUACAUAAAGAGAGUAAAUACAUUCGUUCGACAGAUAAUGAUGAGGAUACAUUGGGUAACAUCGAGGCAUGUUUGAACCGAAAUGCUUCUUCAGACGCAAAAGCAGUCAGAGAUCAGUUUCGCCAGUAUUUCAUCGACACGGCACGUCUCCAGAACGUAAGAAAUGCAGAACGACAAGCCAAUGGCAGAAUGCUGGUUUCAAAAUUGAUCUAA